AUGCCGCUGCAGCCUGCCGCCCAGUGCCACUUGCACACGGUCUGCCCCACCGCGCUCACGUCUCUCGUCGUAAAUACGGUCGCCGCUGCCGUCCACGCACCGGGCGACAAUAACAAUACCAACACCAACCACAGCGCGGAGGACGCUGCCAAGCGCGCGCAAGCGCUCAAGGAACACACGCACCACACCACGUGGCGGGGCUGCCGAAGCGCCCAUGUCUUCUUAGCUGAGUCCUCUUCGACCACAAGCCACUUUGCCUUUUCCUGCUUGAACGUUUUCAACAUUAUGCCCUUGUCCGCCGUCGCGCAGUGCGUCCUCCAUACAGUCUGUCCGAGCGUCCUCGCCACGAUGGUCGUCGCCGGCGUCUCGCACACGCUGCAGCACCACGCGAUUCAUGACCCGGAGCUCCGCCACGAGCACGCCAAGGAACACAUGCUGCACACGACUUGGCGCGGCUGCCGCUGA
This is a messenger RNA of Saprolegnia diclina VS20, 465 nucleotides long. RefSeq lists its product as hypothetical. The record is from RefSeq and is a predicted model, not a curated record. NCBI's taxonomy places the organism in Eukaryota, Oomycota, Saprolegniomycetes, Saprolegniales, Saprolegniaceae. The transcript is spliced from 2 exons. The coding region runs from base 1 to 465 and encodes 154 amino acids.